AUGAGCUACAGAAGUUCUGAUAUGAAACAACAAAAUAAAAAUAAAUAUAAGUUUCCCUUGUUCUUCUACAAAAAUAAAUAUUCAAGUGCUAAGCAAAGUGCUGAUCAAGGAAUCAAUCAGAUAAAUAAUACUCCAGAUGAUUACUCCAACCAACACACAGGUGAUAAGGUUUCAACAGUUUUUCAAAACAAUAUAAAUAAAAAUAAUUCAUCCACUUACAAUAGCAAUUCGAACAUGCACUACAAGAGAAGAAGAAACUUUAGUGGGGUUGGAAGUGGCGUGGCAAACGAAAGGGAAAAUGGAAAAGAAAACGGAAAAGAAAAUGGAAAAGAAAACGGAAAAGAAAACGGAAAAGAAAAUGGAAAAGAAAACGGAAAAGAAAACGGAAAAGAAAACGGAAAAGAAAACGGAAAAGAAAAUGGAAAGAAUAGAUCCAAUAUGACUAGUUAUAAUGACAGUAUGUACCAUUUUGAAAAAGAGAAAAGUGUGAAUGCAGAAAUAUCUGAAACAGGAGGAGAUAUCCAUAACUCAUAUCGUGUGGAAAAUGGAGAUAGAAAUAACAGGAGCGAUAGUGUUCAUAAUGCAAUCAGAAGUGGAAUUAAAAGUACAAACAUCAACAAAAACCCGAGGAAUGCAAAUAGAAACGCAGGAAAUGUGAAUAAAAAUGCAGGAAGUGUGAACAACAUGAGUUGGAACACGAACAACAGUGGUGGAAACACGAACAACAGUGGUGGAAACACGAACAACAGUGGUGGAAACACAAACAACAGUGGUAGGAAUCUGAAAGGGAGUGUAAGUGGCUACAAUCAUGGGAAAUUUAACAGCAGUAAAAAUUCAUAUAACUUUCACGCAAAAAAAGAGGGAAAACAGAAUUAUGAGAAUUAUUUAAGUGGUAUGCAAGACGGCGCAAACGGUGCAAACGGUGCAAGCGGGGCAAACGGGGCAGGCGGAACAAACAGCGCACACGGAUCAAAUGCCACCAAUCAUAAUAACACCAUGAAUCACAGAAAUAAGAAUUACAAGAAUUACAAUUUAGAAAAUAAUAGAGAUAAUUACCUAAAUGUGAGCAAUCCAAAAAAUAUGAAUCGAUAUUAUGAUGGUGAUGAUAGUGCACCCUACGUGAACAUUUCAGAACAGAAGAAGAUUAAUUAUUUCACCACUUCUGGAAAUAAUAACAGAAGUAGUGGUGGUACCUACCAUCAAGGGGGCCGGGGUCCCAAUACAAACACACACAAUAAUGCUGCUGAUCAUGUGAAUGUACAGAACAACAACCAGAUGCGGAGAUUUGACAACAACAAUUCCAUUGAUCACAUGAAAAGAGAAGAUGUAGAAUCAAAGAAAAGUGCAUUACAAAAUACGACAAUUUUGAAUAACGAAAAAAAUAAUACUGUUCUAAAUAUUAUGAAUGGAGGGAAAAGUAAUGGAGAACUGGAAAAGGUAAAAACUAGGUAUGCAAAGAAAGAACAUGUAUAUGAGGAAGAGGUAGAGAGGGGAGAAGAAGAAGAAGAAGAAGAAUAUGGAGAAGACGGUGGUGAUGACUAUGAUGAUGAUGAAGAAGAAGAGGAAUGCUGCUAUGAGGAAGUAUCACGACAACAUAACGAACAGGAGCAGCAGCAGCAGCAGCAGGAGGAGGGAGAGAAGAGAAAGAAGAAGAUUAAUGAUGUAAAUAGUUCGUAUAUGAAAAAUUCACAAACGGUUGCUGGUGGAAGAACAAGUAACUAUAGUGACAGCUGCAACAGAAGUAGAAGGGAGAUCGAUACGACGAAGAAUGAGGCACAAAUUUUUAAACACACACUCAGUGAUGAUGUGAAUGUUCCCGCUGGUGGAAGAGAGGAACGAACAAAAGAAUUGGUAACCAGAAGGAAUAGACAAAAUGACGAUUAUGAUUAUGAUGAUGAUUAUGAUGAAAAUUAUGAUGAAGAUUAUGAUGAAGAUUAUGAUGGAGGUUAUGAUAACAGUGGCAAAAAUGUCAUUUAUGACGAUGGCAAAGUUAAUGAUGAUGGCUGUGAUCACAUAAAAUCAAGGGAGGAAAACAACCCUACAAGCAGCAGCGUGAAUAAUAAAAAUUUAAACACAUGCAAUGGAAGCGCUUAUAACAUAUCAUACAUGUUUAUAUAUCAGUAUUACUAUGUGUUACAUACAAAGAAGGAGAUGAUGCACAAUUUUUAUGCUGAGAAUGCCAUAUUGAUGGUAAGUUUUAAUUAUCAAAAUUGGAAAAACAAGAACAGGAGUGAUGACAAUAAUGGUGGCAAUGAUAACAGACGUGGAAUUGGAGAGAAGACUACUCCAUGUGAGAUGGAUACACGGUGCGAGCCGACUAACCAAAUUGGAGAUGCUGGGAAUAAUGCCAAGUUGUCUAGAGCAAUGGGUUCUUCGAACCUUGAGGAAAGCACAGAUGAAGAACAAAACAUGGAGGCAGAUAGAUUUUUUAAUCUUGGUCAAAUUAAUAUUGAGGGCUGUGAACGAAGCAUUAACAUGAUAAAAAUGAAAAAUAGAGAAAUGAUUGCAGAAUAUUAUCACCAAUUAGAAGUAAAGGAAUGCACAGUUCAUAUAAAUUCAAUCGAAGUUGUAAAUUUGCAUGAUGAAAUAUAUAUGUAUAUAUAUGGAAAAAUAAAAAAAAGCAAAACUACUAAUGUGUAUUAUUAUUUUGUGCAGAAUAUACAUCUUCACAAAUACACAAUGUAUCAGUAUUAUGUAGAUGUCGAUUUUAUACACUACUACUAUCACCACAUCAUAGACUCAGAUACAGAUGCAAUGAUGAAUCAAGAAAGUGAAAAAAAAAAAAAAAUAAAUAUCAACGAGAACAUUUCAGAUUUGAAAAGAAAAGAUAAUAUUAUAAAGAAGCAGAAAAAAAGUAAGAAAAUAAAUACAAAUCUCAAUCCUACCAUUGUAGACAAAACGGAAUGUGUUGUCAAUGUUAAAGCCCCAUAUGUUGCAACCUCUAGAAAUGGUUCCUACUCCAAGGAGCAUGUUCCAGUUCUAGAUGGAAAAAAUGGAAUGUAUAACCAAAUGGCUAGUGAACAAAAUAAAGAAACAGAGAAAAAAACAGAACAUGUUACUACUUCCUCAAGGGAGGGUGGGGAAAAAAAAAAAAAAAACAGCACAGAUGAUGGCAAAGUCAAAUUAUUCACCACCAGUAAACAACAUGAAGUGAAUUACACAAGAGGAAGAAGAUCAUCCUACACUACCAUAGCAAAGCAGUACUUGGUAAGAGAUGAGGAAACGGGGUGUGCCAAUUUGCCUCUGUAUGACAAUGCAGAAGUGGAAGGGGAGGAAGAUUUAGAAGUAUAUGAAGAAGAAGACAUUGAAGCAUUCGAAGAUGUUGAAGCGAACGAAGAUGCUGAAGCGUAUGAAGAAGAAGAAGAGGAUAUCGAGGUGUAUGAAGAAGAUGUAGAGGAAGAGACAGAAGCAGAUGUGGAAAUGGCAAAAUUAAAUAGAGAAAGAGAACGAAGAGUAAAAAAAGGUGAUAAAAAAUUCACGUAUCUGAAAAGUGAUGAAAUGAGCUUACUGAAAAGAAAAGAUGAAAAUUAUAAAUUGGAAAAGAAGGAGAUUAAGAAUCACGUAUUGCCAUCUGUAGAAAAUGGUACUAUGAAAAAAUGCGAGAAAGGAAAAAAUGAAAAUGAAGAAAAUACAACAAAUGGUACUAGUAGUAAUACUUUGACAAAGGGCAUAGGAAAAGGUGUUAAUCCAAAGAACGUGAUAAACAGCAAAUCAUUGAACACCAUAUAUCCAGAUUACAAUGAUGCAGAUGGAAGUAGAGGAGAUAAGCUUAAAGAAAAGACACUUGUCACUCAAGCUGGAAGUGCUAUUAAUAACGCUGGUGUAACUUCUUCUGUGAUGAACUCAUGUAAUAACGUGAAUAAUUCUGAAAAAAAUAGCAGCGUGAAGGCAAUCGAGGAAAAGACAAAACAUGAAAAGGAGGGAAAUAUGACAAUGCCAAGGGCGAAUUCUAUUAAAAAUGGAGCAGUAGAACCCGAGAAAUUUUCCCAUGGAAAGAAAGAAACUUUAACGAAAUCAUUCUCAGUGACAGAUUCCAAAACAGAAAAAAAAAAUAAAAACGAUAAGGCGUGGAAUGUCGAAAGUGAAGGAGGAAAAUGUCCACAAAUGGAAACAAUUUUAAAAGAAGAAAAAAAUAUGAAUGAAAAUGCAAAGAAAAAGAAAAAAGAAAAAAGUACCAAGGUGGAUCCAAAUAGCUGGGUUUUUAGAGUUAUGAAAAAUAAUCAAAAUGAAAGUACAAAAGAUAAGUUAAAUAAAAAUGGUAGCACCAAGAAAUUUGAAGAAUCGAUGGGAAAAAGAAAGGAGAAAUCAUCUGGUCAGCACAAACAUAAUGAGGUGGCCUCCAAAUAUGGUGAAAGAACGAAGCAAGGAGAAAAGACAAAACAGAGCCGAGAAGAAGAAGUAGAAGAAGACGAAGAAGAAAAUGAAGAUGAUGCCCAUUUAGAAGACGAAGAAGAAAUCAAUGUGAAUGAUAAAAAAAUCAUUAUUCAUAAUAUACACAAAAGCAUGGAUAAAAAAAAAAUUAACGAUUGCAUAAUUGACCGACUUAAGAAUUACAAUGACGGGCAUGCAGUACAGAUAGAUAUAUAUCAAAGAUCAUUUAAAAAAAAUUUCCCCAAUUCUUUUAGUUAUGCGAAUUAUGAAAAGGCAAAAACAUCUGAGUACUAUUCAUAUGCCAUUGCUGAAUUGGACUGUCGUCAGAGCCAACAACUUUUGUUAGAUCUAGGUUUGUAUUGUAAUGGUAUAAAAUUGAAUAUUGAAAAUUUUAAGGAAAAAAGAAAGAUAAUUGAUAUAUCUUCUAAGAGGUAUAACAAAAAAUUUACACCCUUUGGCAAUGCCACUCUUGACAUUCCAAAAUCCAAGGAAGACCGAUUUAGAAAUUCCUUUUUUCGAGGACCCACAACAACGGUCACUGCUUUCGGUGCGGCUCAGUUUAGAAGCAAAAGGAACAACAUUUUUGUCAAAUGA
Molecule: messenger RNA, 4965 nt
Organism: Plasmodium gonderi
Lineage: Eukaryota; Apicomplexa; Aconoidasida; Haemosporida; Plasmodiidae
Exons: 1
Coding region: 1-4965 (1654 amino acids)
Source: RefSeq, a predicted model, not a curated record